CCAAUGUUAUCAACACAGCGAAAGUUACAGCAACAGUUCACCUGGGAAUGAUUAAUCCACUGAGGAACUGAGACAUGGAAGAGCAAACAACUCCUGUACGACCGCAGCAUAAAUUCAGUGUUGACAGACUCCAGAGAUAUCUGUCUGUGAAGUCACUGGUGUCAAAUAAUGACACUGUCACUGUCAGACAGUACAGUUUCGGUCAGUCAAACCCAACUUUUCUGAUUCAGACACCGUCAAACAGCUAUGUGCUCAGGAAGAAACCCUCGGGUGAGCUGCUGCCAGGGGCACAUAAGGUGGAUAGGGAGUAUCGGGUGCAGAAGGCGCUGUUCUCUGCAGGCUUUCCUGUUCCUCAACCUCUUUUGCACUGCACCGAUGCUGAAGUAAUUGGAACAGAUUUCUACCUGAUGGAGCAUGUAAAGGGCCGUAUAUUCAGGGAUCUGCGUCUUCCUGGAGUGCGUGCAGCAGAGAGAACUGCUCUUUAUGUGGCUGCAGUGGAAGUGCUAGCGAAGCUGCACUCACUGGACCUGGCAUCAUUGAACCUUGAAGGGUAUGGAAAAGGGCCAGGCUACUGCAAGAGACAAGUGUCCACCUGGACGAAGCAGUACAAAGCAGCAGCCCACAGAGACAUUCCAGCCAUGAAUGAGUUGUCUGAUUGGCUGAAGAAUAAUUUGCCAGCUAAUGAUAAUGAGGUCACGCUUGUCCACGGAGACUUUAGAGUGGACAAUUUGAUUUACCAUCCAACAGAGGCUCGUGUCAUAGCAGUGUUGGACUGGGAGCUUUCUACUACCGGGCAGCCCUUGGCUGAUUUGGCCUACUUCCUGAUGCCUAAAUACUGGCCUAAAAACCUCAACAUCGUCAGCACAAUGGGCAGUUUGAAAGGGAUAGAAGGAAUCCCUUCGGUAGAUGACCUGAUCUCCAUUUACUGCCAGUGCCGUGGGAUCCCGUCUGCUCUCCCAGGGAUGAAUUUCUAUCUGGCUCUGUCUGACUUUAAAAUGGCAGGAAUUGCCCAGGGGAUCUAUGCACGCCAUCUUAUGGGCAAUGCCAGCGCUCCUAAUGCAGCCCAGUUUGGCCACUGUGUGGAGCCCUUGGCUCAGUAUGCCCUGCAGCUCGCUCAGAGCUCCGUCACAGGUCCCACAGAAGACACUCUGUUCCUGCAAACAGCCAAAGGCCAGACUGUUCUCCAGCAGGUUAAAGACUUCAUGAGACAAUACGUGCUUCCUGCUCAGCAGGAAGUUGCAGAGUAUUACUCCAAACACACUCAGUCUCCACAGAGGUGGCACACCCCUCAAAUAAUAGAAGAUUUAAAGGUGAGAGCGAGGGAGGCGGGGCUAUGGAACCUCUUCCUGCCCGCAGUCAGUGGUCUCAGUCAGCUGGACUAUGCCUACAUCGCAGAGGAGACUGGCCGCUGCCUGUUUGCUCCAGAGGUCUUCAACUGCCAAGCUCCGGACACGGGGAACAUGGAGGUGCUGCACAUGUUUGGCAGUGAGGAGCAGAAGAAGACUUGGCUCGAGCCUCUGUUAAAGGGGGAGAUCCGCUCCUGCUUCUGUAUGACAGAGCCUGAUGUGGCCUCAAGUGAUGCGACCAACAUGGAGUGCACUCUUCACAGGGAUGAAGACCACUAUGUCAUUAACGGCAAGAAGUGGUGGAGCAGUGGUGCUGGCAAUCCCAAAUGCAAAGUGGCAAUCGUGAUGUGCCGAAGCGGCUCCAAGGGUGGCGGCAAAAGGCACGGCCAGCACAGUAUGAUCCUGGUUCCUAUGGACACAGCAGGUGUGAAGCUGGUCAGACCGCUCACUGUGUUUGGACAGGAUGAUGCCAUCCACGGUGGCCAUUUUGAAGUGCACUUUGAAAACGUGCGUGUUCCUUCUGCCAACAUUAUUCUGGGAGAGGGCAGGGGAUUUGAGAUCGCUCAGGGGCGUCUGGGACCGGGCCGGCUGCAUCACUGCAUGAGAGCCGUCGGUGCAGCAGAGUUGGCUCUGGAGCUGCUCUGCCUCAGAGCAACCACGAGGAGCACAUUUGGAAAGAAACUUUACCAGCAUGAAGUUGUGGCUCACUGGAUAGCAGAGUGCCGUCUCAUGAUAGAACAGGCCCGUCUGCUGACUCUACAGGCUGCUCAUGCUCUUGAUACAGUGGGCAGCCGUGCUGCUCGCAAACAGAUUGCUAUGAUAAAGGUGGCAGCAGCCAGGAUGGCCUGUAAAGUGGUGGACAUUGCUAUACAGAUAUACGGAGGAGCAGGGGUGUCUGGAGAUGUCCCACUAGCACAGCUAUAUUCGUAUCUGAGGACCCUCCGCAUUGCUGAUGGCCCAGAUGAGGUGCAUCUCUCUUCGAUUGCUGGUCUAGAGCUGAGGGAUCAACUAAAGAAGGCCCAGGCCAAACUGUAAUGAAAAUCAUGUUGCCACAAAAUGUUCACUAAAUUGCCUCAACAUGUACGCAGCUUUUUCAGUUUUAAUGAUCGGCUACAAAAAAAAUUAUUUCUAUCAGCAUUUUGUAAAAUCGUGUGUAAUUUUACUACCAACUGUAAAUCAAUGACUAAUAUAUGAUUGUAUAUACUACACUGAUUUUGUAUGAAUUGUUAUUAAAAGUUUCACAUUGUU
This is a messenger RNA of Cheilinus undulatus (humphead wrasse), 2594 nucleotides long. It is a transcript of the gene acad11, whose product is annotated as acyl-CoA dehydrogenase family, member 11. The coding region runs from base 75 to 2381 and encodes 768 amino acids. Gene Ontology annotation, cellular component: mitochondrion. Lineage: Eukaryota; Metazoa; Chordata; Actinopteri; Labriformes; Labridae. The transcript has 20 exons. Gene Ontology annotation, molecular function: flavin adenine dinucleotide binding; oxidoreductase activity, acting on the CH-CH group of donors. The record is from RefSeq and is a predicted model, not a curated record.